Messenger RNA from Grus americana (Whooping crane), 6277 nucleotides. RefSeq names its product Sp1 transcription factor (gene SP1). Gene Ontology annotation, molecular function: DNA-binding transcription factor activity, RNA polymerase II-specific; RNA polymerase II cis-regulatory region sequence-specific DNA binding. NCBI's taxonomy places the organism in Eukaryota, Metazoa, Chordata, Aves, Gruiformes, Gruidae. Bases 153 to 2435 code for a protein of 760 amino acids. The record is from RefSeq and is a predicted model, not a curated record. Gene Ontology annotation, biological process: regulation of transcription by RNA polymerase II. The transcript is spliced from 6 exons.
UCGCGGGGCUGGGGCCGCGGCGCGCGGCUCCCUCCCUCGGCAGCCCCUUGGCGGUCACCGGCGGGGUUAGGCCGCCUCGUCAGCGAGCCGGGCGCGCCCGCCCCUCCUCUCCCCCGCCCCGCCGCCGCUCGGGCUCGCCCCCCCCGGCCACCAUGAGCGACCAAGAGAGUCCCGAGGAGAUGGCGACAGUGAAGCCCGAGAAGGGCGAAGGAGAUGCCAGCAGUAACAGCAGCGCAGGCGGUGGGGAGGGCCAGGAAUCGCAGCCUUCCCCACUGGCUCUGCUGGCAGCUACCUGCAGCAGGAUUGAGUCUCCCAACGAGAACUCCAACAGCUCCCAGGGCCAACAAGGCGGGAGCGGCGAGCUGGACCUGACGGCUGCCGCCGCUCAGAUCGCCCAGUCUGCCAAUGGCUGGCAAAUCAUUUCCGCCGGCUCCAGCACGCCCACAGCCUCCAAGGAACAGGGCAGCAACGGCAGCAAUGGUGGAGAUGCCUCCAAAAGCCGGCCCGUGAGCGCGGGGCAGUAUGUGGUCACGACCGCUUCCAACAUACAGAACCAGCAGGUGCUCACGGGCCUGCCGGGAGUUAUCCCGAAUAUCCAGUACCAGGUCAUUCCCCAGUUCCAAACCAUCGAUGGGCAACAGCUCCAGUUUGCUACCACCCCUGCCCAAGUCAACGUGCAGCAGGAUGCCUCUGGUCAGCUCCAGAUCAUCCCCGGCACGAACCAGCAGAUCAUAACGAGCCGAGCAGGGACGAGUAACCUCAUCGCCAUGCCAAAUCUGCUGCAGCAGGCUGUCCCCAUCCAGGGCGUGGGCUUAACCAACAACACCCUCUCAGGGCAAACCCAGUACGUGGCCAACGUCCCCGUGGCUCUGAACGGCAAUAUCACCUUGCUGCCCGUCAACAGCGUGGCCGCCAGCCUGGCUCCCACCUCUCAGACGGUCACGUUGAGCAGCUCCGGCUCUCCAGACAGCAGCUCUCAGCCGGCCACCUCGGGUGCUGCCAUCAGUUCCACCAAUACAGCCACGUCUCACGCUAGUUCUGGCGCUUUUUUUACCAACGCCAACAGCUAUUCCACCACCACCACCACCAGUAACAUGGGCAUCAUGAAUUUUUCCACCAGCGCCACGGUGGGAACCAACGUCCAGGCGCAGACGCCCCAGAGGGUCAGCAGCGUCCAGAGCUCAGACUCUCUGCAGAGCCAAGUUUCUGGGGUGGCUUUGCAGCCGGGCCAGCAGAAAGAGGGGGAUCAGGGUCAGCAAUCGCAGCAGCAGCAGAUCCUGAUCCAGCCGCAGCUAGUCCAAGGAGGGCAGACCAUCCAAGCCCUCCAGACCACCCCGCUCUCUGGCCAGACCUUUGCCACUCAAGCCAUCUCCCAAGACGCCUUGCAGAACCUGCAGCUCCAAGCUGUCCCCAAUUCGGGGCCCAUCAUUAUCCGAACGCCCACGGUGGGUCCCAACGGGCAGGUGAGCUGGCAGACCAUCCAGCUCCAAAACCUUCAAGUUCAAAACCCCCAGGCCCAGACAAUCACCUUGGCCCCCAUGCAGGGAGUGUCGCUGGGGCAGACGGGCAGCACCAGCACCACGCUCACCCCCAUCGCCUCCCUCCCCAGCGGCACUGUUACGGUCAACGCUGCCCAGCUCUCCUCUGUGCCAGGCCUCCAGACUAUUAACCUCAGUGCCUUGGGAGCGUCUGGGAUCCAGGUGCAUCAGCUGCAAGGGUUGCCGUUGGCCAUAGCAAACACUGCCGGCGACCACGGUGCUCAGCUGGGUCUUCACGGCACGAGUGGAGACGGGCUGGGAGACGAGAACGCGGCUGUGGAGGAAGGAGAGACCAGCCCGGACCCGCAGCCUCAGCAAGGACGGAAAGUGCGGAGGGAAGCAUGUACCUGCCCCUACUGCAAAGACAGCGAGGGAAGGAGCUCUGGGGAUCCAGGUAAAAAAAAACAACACAUCUGCCACAUCCCGGGCUGCGGGAAGGUGUACGGUAAAACCUCUCACCUGCGGGCUCACCUGCGGUGGCACACCGGGGAGCGGCCCUUCAUCUGCACCUGGAUCCUCUGUGGAAAGCGUUUCACCCGGAGCGACGAGCUGCAGCGACACAAGCGCACGCACACAGGGGAGAAGAAAUUCGCCUGCCCGGAGUGUCCCAAACGCUUCAUGCGGAGCGACCACCUCUCCAAGCACAUCAAGACCCACCAGAACAAGAAGGGAGGCACGGCCAACAACAUGGCCAUGAACGUCUCCGCCAUCCCCAUGGACACGGGGGCCUCGGCGGAGGGGAACGGCGGGGCCACCCCCUCGGCCCUCAUCGCCACCAACAUGGUGGCCAUGGAAGCCAUCUGCCCCGAGGGCAUCGCCCGUUUGGCCAGCGGCAGCAUCAACGUGAUGCAAGUGGCCGACCUUCAGUCCAUCAACAUCAGCGGCAACGGGUUCUGAGGGCGAAGCGUGACGCGGGCACCGGCGGUGUGACACGGCGACGCCGGGCGGCGCGGGGGCCGAGAGGCGAGCGGAGACGGAGCCGGGAGUUAUUUUCACCGCGAGGGCGACGUCCCUCGUCACCCUCCAGCACUAAAGCCCAGCUCCUCUCACCCGGGAUUGCAGCCCUCCAACCUCCGGGGCCCGGUGACCACACACGAAGGCCAGAGUUAUAUAUAUAUUUUUUAAUUUCGGCUUGACCUUAUUAUUAUUAUUUUCCCCCACCCUUCCCUUCUGUUCCGUUCCCUCCCUCCCCGAGAUCCGUCUGCCCCUCCAUAGCUAGCCUUCGAUGCCAUCAUGCCUUGGUAAAAAUAUAUGAUCGUUGAAAUACUUUUUAGCAAAAACAAAACGGGGAAAAAAAAGCAAAAUGAAAAAAAAAAAACCACCACAAAACAAAAAAAAAGGAAAAAAAAAAGGAAAAAAGAUUCUAUAUUAUUAUUAUAUAUAUAAAAAUAUAAAAUGUGUUCGUUUGAGAGAGGAGAGAUUUUGCUGCGACCAUGGCUUGGUCUCUUUGAUGCCUUAUCUUGGAACAGGUUGACCCUCUGGGGCAGCGGGACAGCGCCCGAGCUGUCCUUCAGCCCUUCUCUUACAUUUUACAUUGUAACUUUAAAAGAAAAAAGGAAAAAAAAAAAUGAAAAAAAAAAUAACCACCCUAACCGCCCCCCCCCCCCGUCUUUUUUUGUACGCUUUGCUUUUAGGUUGUUCUUUAAUUUCUUUGUAAUUAUUUGGGUGAGGUUUUGCUUUGGUUCCCCCUCCCCUUUGUAAAAACAUCUGCCCUCUCCCUUCCCUCCCCUGGAUUUUUUGAUCUUUUAUUUUCCAGCCAUCUUCUUUUACGAAGAUCCUUUUCCUUCGGCUUUUCUAAUCCUCGCUCCGGCGGGCUGAGCGGUGACUCUACGCGUGGAAUCGAUUCGUAAAGGGUUUCGUGCAGGUUCACUCGAGGCUUAUUUAGCAGAGGGUCUGGGACCCGGUGUGUUGGGGUACGGUGGGGGCCGGCUCCGGACCUCCUCCUCGGGGAAAAAUGUCUUAGGUUUUGGGGGUUUUUUUAAUUAUUUUUUUUUUUUUUGGCUGCCGUUGGUCGUUAAGAAUAAUAAUCGUCCUAAAAAAUUCAGCGCCUCUGGAGCCGGUCAGCGGGAAGACAGAACUUUUCCAUCCCCGGAGAGAGGUCCUGGCGUCGAGGGGGGGACACGGGGGACGUGGAACCCCCCCACCCCGGUCAGGCCGUCACCGCACGGGUUUUGCCAUGAUGCUGCUGGAGACGGCUCCUUGUGCUUCCUCCUAAAAAACCAAAAAAAAAAAAACAACCCCCGAAAAAGCAUGGGAAAUUGGGGAGAAAAACCCUUUUGGUUUUCCAAUACCCGGCUUUUCGGCUUUUCCCACCCGGGGAGGACCGGGACGGCUCAAUCCUCUUCCGUUCUUCCUCCCACACCCUCCUCUUCCUGCUCCAGUCCAGACAGCAUCUGCCCUUUCCCCUCCGGCUGUAAACAGGCAGGGGCUCCCCUGCCCGCCGCAGGAAGGAGCCGAGGGGGGGCCCAGCGCCGUCCCCCCGAUAGCGGGAGGGGGAAUUUCAUCUCAGGGUGACGCAGGGCGGCUUUAUUUCAUCCCCAAACCGAGGCAGCGGUGGGACGUGGAUCCCAAUCAACCCCUCGAAAGCCGUUCGGUGAAAUCUCUUGUUUGUUUUCCAAGCAGAAAUUUUUGGGGCGAGAUGAGCACGAAACGGGGGGCUGAGCCGGAAAACUGAGCAGAACAGGCGACGUCGGUUGUAGGAACAACCCUGCGACGUGAAAACCAGCGCCCGUUCCCAGGGCGUUGAGCUGGCGUUAGCGGUUCGGAGAGGCGGCUGCCGGCAUCCCCCUCCCGCGGGGUCGCACUCCCCGGAUUAUCCCCUUUGUACACGGGGCGGGGGGUGUGGAAAAAGCCGGCGCAGAGGCCAGAAGCCCCCGAUUUCGCUCGUCGAUCUCAGAUCCAUGAAUCCCACCUUCCAACAGCGUCUUCCUCCCUCCCCACCCGAAGAGGAGGGGUUCUACUGUAUCGUUUUUCUAGAAGUUUGGGGGGGGGGGUGUCUAUUCCCCCCCCACCCUCAGCCUGAGAAUAACCAGGAAACUUCCCGGGAUGUGGGGAGCGGCGAUGCCCACCCUGGGCUGCCCCGGGACGGGGGGGGCUUCGGCAGAGCCGGGAACACCGCGAGGGAGAUGGCGGCUCGGGGCUGGGGUUCCCAAAAUCGCUCCGGUGGGCUGGAAAAACCCCUCUGGAGAGGAAUUAAAGCAGCUGGGGCACCCCCAGACCCCCCCACUGCUCCCGGCAGCCCAAAUUUUCUACCGACCCCCUCCCCGAGCUCAUCCACGCUCGGAGGCUUCCGACGGCGGGGUGGGCUCGCUCGGAGCCGGGGAAACCCCCCGAAAUCACACCAGGGACACCCCCCCCCCCAUCAGUGACAAAACCCAGCCAAACUGUGAAGGGCGAAGGUGUUUUUACCUUGAUUUUGUGUUUUUUGGGUUUUUUUUUGUUUUUUUGGGUUUUUUUUAAUAAAAAAGGAAAAAAAAAGCUCCGCAGGGAGGGAGGCGGCGAGCGUGGCGAUUCCUCCAGCCGAACUUCCCGCUUUCUCUCUCUCUCUCUCUCUCUCUCUCGAUAUAUAUUUUUGCAUUUGUAUAUUUUUAUAUAGGAAACUUUAAGCAUUUGUAUUUUAAUAAUCUGUGAAGCACUAUGAGUUCCCCAGCGCGUCGUGUCCGUCUCCUCCCCCCCCUCGAUACUGGAAGCUACAGAAAAUUGGUAGAAAAUAGGAAUUUUUUUUUUUUUUUAAUUUAAUUGUUGAUUCUUUUUCCCCCCUAACCCCAUAACGUGGGUGUCCCCGAGACCCCCCCCGCCCUGCGCCAAGCAGGAUUCAAGUGCCAAACCCCGGCCCCGAAACCUCGCUGAGGGGACGGGCUUUGCCGCAGGGUUUUGGGGUGCGUGUCGUGUGUGUCCCCCCCCGGUGACAUUCCCCGUCAGCCCUAAUGGAGCUUAAUUUUCCUAUGGAAACGCGGCCAGGAAGGAGGGGGGGGGGGGCUCUCCCCUGUGUUUUUGGGGAGGUCCGGAGGAUUUUGGGGGAUGGGGGGGGCAGCUGGACCCGUCGUCCCUGUUUCAGCUCUGCGGCACCAGGUCCCCUACCCUCAGGGCCCCCCCAAAACACCCCCAGCGCCCCCCCCCCCCCCAAAACACCCCCCAGCCAUCCCCGGGUGAGGGGGGGACGACACAAAAACGUGCCUUGAUACGGGGGGUGACAGGUUGGGGACAAGCCCCCGCUCCCCCCCCCACCUCCCCCAGACUUUUAUAUCCCCCCCCCCAGGGACUUGGGGGGGUCAGGGUUGUCCCCAAGGCUUCCCCCACCUCCCAGCUUUAAUCCACCGUCACCCCUUAACUUUGGGGGCGCCUGGGCCGGUUGUCUAUGCAGCGGGGGGGGGAACGGGGGGGUCCCGCGGGGUCCGGCCCCUCCACACUGGCAAUAAUUCUCCCUGUCAAGACUGUUUGAUCUUGUCAUGUCUGUGCUAUAUAUUAAUUUUUUGGGGGGGGGGGUUUGUUUUUUUAAGAAUCCGGUGGCCGAUGUAAUAACACCCCAAAACACGUUUUUUGGGGAGCUUUUUUUUUUUGUUUUGUUUUGGGGUUUUUUUUUGGGGGGGGUGUUGGUUUUUGGUUUUUUUUGUUUUUUUUUUUUUUCCCAAAGUGCUAUUUUUUUGUACAAAAGGAUUUAGAUUAAAAUGUUAGUUUUUUGGGGCUCCUUUGUAAACGGGGAUGACGAUUUCUUUUUGUAAUAAACACGAGUCGCUGGC